Messenger RNA from Rosa chinensis, 300 nucleotides. RefSeq names its product serine/threonine-protein kinase BSK5-like. Gene Ontology annotation, molecular function: protein kinase activity; ATP binding. The record is from RefSeq and is a predicted model, not a curated record. Bases 22 to 300 code for a protein of 92 amino acids. The transcript has 4 exons. Lineage: Eukaryota; Viridiplantae; Streptophyta; Magnoliopsida; Rosales; Rosaceae. Gene Ontology annotation, biological process: protein phosphorylation; brassinosteroid mediated signaling pathway.
AGAUUGCUUGUGGCUGAGUUCAUGCCUAAUCAAACUCUCUCUAAACAUCUGUUCCAUAGGGAGUCCCACCCCAUGAAAGGGACUAUGAGGUUGCGAGUGGCUCUGUAUCUGGCACAAGCUUUGGUGUAUUGCAGUAGCAAAGGGCGGCCAUUGUACCAUGAUCUUAAUGCCUCUAGAGUCCUGUUUGAUCAGAAUGGAAAUCCCAGACUAUCCUGCUUUGGCCUUAUGAAGAGUAGCAAAGAUGGCAAGAGCUACAGCUCCAACCUAGCUUACCCUCCAGAAUACACCAGGACAGGUUGA